UUUUUGGUUAAAUUCCUGGUAAAAAAUGAGAAUAUAGUAAAAAAAAAUAAAAUACUCGCAGGAGACAACAUUUUUAUAUUUUUAACCAGAGACAAAUUAUAAAUUAUACAUCCUUGUGUUAAGAGUCUGUUAACGUAUGUGACAUUUCCGACUCCUUGAUAACUUGGACAAUAAGUUAUUGAAUAGCAAACUCGGACUGUUUAAACUUCGGCCUACAAGUACGGAAGACUACAUUGAGGCGGUUGGACAUUUGAAAGUUCGGGAUACCAGCCUAGUACUGAUUGAUCGAAUUUCAUCAAUGUCAUCAUAACUUAUGGGAGAGUUUGGAACAACAAGUGGCAUGGACAAGUGGGUGUGUCCUAAUGACAGAGUUCUUGCACUCAGAGCAAAACUUGGAACUGGAUGGUCAGUCCACACAGAAAAGUUUACGAAAUUUAAUAAAGGGGAACAACUUAGUAUGGAAGAACAAGACCAUAUUAUGAAUGUUAUAUCAAAGUCUGAAUAUAUAGAGCAGGUUGAACAGGAGAGAAUUGGUCGACUGGUUGAUAAGUUAGACAAUAUGAAGAAGAAUGCCAUGGGUAAUGGUUCUACACAGUGUAUUUUAUGUGGCGAUGAGUUUGGCUUACUUGGAGCUUCUCCUACUUUCUGUGAUGACUGUAAAUCAGCUGUGUGUGUAAAAUGUGGCAUAGAUACAUACAACAGUAAUAAACAACCACUGUGGCUCUGCAAGAUUUGUAGUGAGAACAGAGAGGUGUGGAAAAGAUCUGGAGCAUGGUUUUUUAAGGGUAUACCAAAAUAUAUCCUUCCAGAGAAAAAGACAGGACCCUCUAAAUAUACAGUUAGUAGAUUGGGACAAGAGACCAGAGGGUCUGUGAAAAGUAGACCUGGAUCAACUAGACAGUACAAUACUUGGAGUACAGGCAGACCAAGCCAGGCAAAUAAUGGGGAGAGCAGUGAGCAGGAGUCCACAAGUGAAUCAGAGGAUGAGAUCAGUAUUGGUAAAAAGAAAACAGGAAAGAUGAGGGAUUCAGAGAGUGACAACAUAAGUUUAGCAAGUUCAACAAGUGGGCAGUAUUAUAAUCAUUCCAAAGAAAGCAGACCUAGUAAUGCAAGCAGUACAUAUGCUGGACAAAUGAGUGCAACAGAAAGUAGCAGAGGAGAUGACCCACAUGAUUCAUCUGAUAAUGAAAGUAUGCGAGAUUUUAACAGAAAAAAUUCACAUGUAAACCCGCCUCGAGUUUUGCCAUUACCUCUGAAGAAGAAAAAUGAAGAAGAUCGGGACAUCGAUAUGGCAUUUAACAAGUACAGUCAUGAUGAUAUAGACAAUCCACCAUCAUCACCAGAAAGUGAUGCUAUUUCCCUUGGUGCUUUAGAAAUAUCCCUUUUGUAUGAUUCUAAUGACAAUGCACUGCAUUGUACAGUUGUUCGUGCUAGGGCAUUAAAGGCCAUGGAUUCCAACGGACUGUCAGAUCCAUAUGUAAAACUGCAUUUACUGCCUGGUGCAAGUAAGGCAAACAAACUGAGAACCAAAACAAUACACAAGACAUUGAAUCCUGAAUGGAAUGAAACACUGACAUAUUACGGUAUUACUUCAGAUGACAUGGUCAAAAAGACACUUCGGUUAGCCGUUUUAGAUGAAGACGCAUUUGGUUACGACUUCAUUGGAGAGACCAGAAUACCACUAAAGAGAUUAAAGGCUUUACAAACUAAGCAUUUUAAUGUGUAUCUUGAAAAGCAACUACCAACAGAAAAAGACGAUGAUCUCUUGGCCAACGACAGAGGUAGAAUUCUUUUAGGAUUAAAGUAUGACCCUAGGAAAAAUGCUCUCUAUGUUUAUGUUAUCCGAUGUGUGGGACUAGCAGCUUGUGAUGCUAAUGGCUAUUCAGAUCCUUACGUGAAAUUGUAUCUGAAACCAGACAAAGACAAGAAAUCUAAAUUUAAAACUGCUGUAAAAAAGAAAACUUUGAAUCCAGAAUAUAACGAGGAAUUUGUAUAUGAAAUCAAACAUAAUGAGCUCGCUAAAAAGACUUUAGAGAUAACUGUGUGGGACAGAGAUAUUGGAAAAACUAACGACUUCGUAGGUGGUGUUCAACUUGGAAUUAAUUCCAAAGGAGAAAGAUUAAAGCACUGGUUUGAUACAUUGAAGUCUACAGAUCAGAAAUUUGAGAGAUGGCAUACAUUAUCUGCUGAGCUGAUACCAGAGCCUGAUGAAUAUUGACAACACUUCUGAAGAUGAAGACGUUCAGGUGCAUUCAAGAAAUCAAUAUUGUUAAAGUCUAUAACAAUCCUUACUUAAUGACAUAUAAUGGACAUUGUUUAAUACCAAGAGUGCCAAUGAAAAUAUGAAUAUUAUGAUUAUAAACACUUGCAUUCAGUUUUUUUUAUAUUCAAAUUGUAAAAGUAGAAGUUCACAUAGUUUCUUAUUGAGGAGUUCUUGUCAUUUUAAUAAGAUAUUCUUUUUAAUUAUUUUUCUUUUUGUGCGUGGGAGAAUUGAUGAGAACUGUCACCAAGCCAUAAGGAACUUAAACACAUUUUGCCACCUUUGGGUUGUUUAAAAGUGUAUGAAUUUAAAGGUAAUGUAAAGCAACUAACAUAGAUAAAUAUAAAGAGUCCAAGAAAACCAAUUCAUUGAAUACUUCCUCGAAUUGAUUAUUGAAUUUGUCAGUUCUUAUCGAAAUUUCAAAGAACUACAAUAUUUUAACAAGAUAUUUUCUAUUUUCUCCAAAUAUUUUUUUUAUAUUAAAUACAAAGCAACAAUUUUGCUUCAUCAGAACAAUAUUAAUUAACCCUAUGCGAGAUAGGUUACUUCUUGAAUAGUUUUCCUUUUAUAGCUGAAUUUUUUAACACAUAUCAAAGUUCAUUUUGUGUCAAAUUUUAUAGAUUUUACAUUGACCCAAUUUAUUACCAUAUGCUGUUGUUGUUUGACGUAACUGAUCUUCUAAUUCAGAGACACUCAAAACUGAGAUAACAUAUUCUUGUUCUUUCAUACAUACUUUUUCAAAUGAAGAAAAGAUUGUAGAAGAAUAUGUUUCAACAACAGCUGAACUGAAAGCUGCGUUUGACAUUAUUAGAUUCAAUAUUACUCCAGAAACCUUGCAAAUAUUUGCAUCCAGCUAAAUGUUCCACUACAGAUGCUUCUGUUCUUUUAAUUAGUCAUCUAGUCUUCUUACAACUGUUAAGAAACUCAUCAACAUAUUUUCUAAAAAAGCUCAUUUAAAAGUAAUGUUAAUUAUUUCGUAUUUAACAAAUUAUUUGGAAGUCUUUGAUAAGCAAUCAGAGGCUGAUAUAGGAUGGGCAGGGGGGGCUCGCCUCCUUCCCUUAUCGAGCUACAUAUAUGAUAAAUGCAUAGACUUUUUACAAGUAUCACUCUAAACGUUCGCUUGCCAGCUUAUUUUAAGCUACAAUGUAUUUCUCGGUCAGUUUAAUGUUAUUCCAGACUCCAGCUAAUAUACACAUUUACCUUGUAUUUUUCUGACAUAAAAAUAUGUUACACGUAUAUAUGGCAAAUUGAAAGAUAGUCACAGUUAAUACACAGUAGUGAAAAAGAAAUAAAUCGAAUGUCUUUUUAUCAAGCUUGAAAAUCUUGUUGAUUGAUAUUGUAUCUGAAGAAACUUUCAGAUGGUUGAUGACGACAUGAAUAUUAAAAUUAAUUUAGUUACACAAGGAACAUAUAAAAGUUGGAAAAAUUUCUUCAACAUGACAUUUUAAAAAUUUGUUCUGGUGAUUCAACCACCAGUAUUUGUUGUUGUAUUAUGUUAUGUUAUAUUAAUUUAUAUUUUGUUAUGUUAUAUUAUAUUUUAUUUUAUAUAUAAUAAUAUAUUAUAUUACAUAUUGUAUUCCAAAAGAAUAAUUGCACAAAUAUUAAGGAAUGGUUCCCUUGCGAUGCAUCAUUUUGCAGUUGUAAGGUGCACAGUAUGAUAUAUUGCUAGGAGCAAUGUUGAACCAUGGAAGUAAUGUAUUGAAAGGAACAUAACAACAACCAGACUCCAUACGUUUCAACUGCGAUGAUUCUUGCCAAUUAAAUUACAGGUUAAUUAACUUGAAAUCUGGUAUGUUAUUAACUCGCCAUCAUGUGGUGAAUUCUUAAAAUUGAAACGUUUUGGUUGUUUCCAUGAUUACAGUGGGUAAGGUAUAAAGUAUUUAAAAUGCCAAUCCAAAAAAUAAAUAUAAAUAAUUCUUAUAUGAUUUGCAUAUUAGGGAAUACGUUGAUAUGAUUGGUUGAGAGAACUUCCGGUAGUUGUUCUUGACGUUGUUUAUUUUUCGAUAGACGACGUUGACCGAAAUUCUUUUCGUAACCAAUGUAAACAAGAUGGCGGCGAUAAUGACACAAUCCGGAUCGACGUUAACAAAAUUUAUUUUCACUUCGCUUUAAUCGUUAAAUUAAAUAAUAAACACAAAACAUUCGUUUGAAUGAUGAUAAGAGUUUUUGUAGUUUAUUUUUUAUCGGAUUGCAAAUUUCAUGGAGUACAUACUUUCAAAGUUUGCGUUAACCAACAAAUAUAUUCAUGCGCCAGGCCUAUUCAAUGCACAAAUAUACAAUUUACGUGUGAUAGAGGUUACAAGUGUGGAAAAAUAAAUUCCUUAUCUCCAAUUUUAAAGAAUUAUAAGGAUUAGACGCCUUUUUAAAGGAAUUUAUUGGUGUAUAAACUUGACCAAUUCACUCACAAACAAAUAAAAGUCCUUCCUUUAAAAAGGCGUUUAAUCCUAUAACCUUGGCCUUUGACAUCAAUACAUAUUCUAUUAUUUGGCUAAUGAAUCUGUGUAUUCACAUCAUAAAGGUAACAAAUUAAAAGAUGAUAUACUGCAGCUGUGCUAUUUGCGCAGUCAAAUUGCUUUGACCGUAUAAUCAUUUGUGACUGACCGUAUAUCGCCUUGUUUAUGACGUUGACAAUGCGUUUCCGUAGAGUUUUAUUUAUGACGUCAUUAAAAGUACAGGUUCGCGGAAUUUUUACGUCGUUUGGUCCAAAUUCCAAAAUGAUGGUUUUUACCCUAAAUAUUUCAUUUGGAACAGUUGUAGGAGUUGCAGUAUAUAAAAAAUAACCAUAAAUUGUCUCGAAAUAUAAAUUUUAUUUGUAUUCGGUUCAAAACAGGAUAGAAAUGCUCGGCAGAUCCUCGCUUUCUACCUGUUUCUAAGCCUUGCACAAAUAAAAUUUAUAUUUCGAGACAAUGUAUGGUUAUUCUAUAUUCAAUUGUUUAUAGAAAGAAUAUGCAGUAGGAGAUGUGAAGGCCAACAACAAAUGUCAUAUUUAACAUUGAUAGCUAUAUAUAUAUGUUAUAUAAAUAAAAAUUGGGAAACAAAAUUUUGAUAUUAUAACACAUACAAAAAUCUUCUUCGUCAAAUUAUUCAUUCCUUCAAUACUAUACUGGUAAUGUGUUGAUAAUAAUUAUUCAUACGCCAACAAAUGUGGACACAGAUCAUUGUGGAUAGUAUGUUUGGAUAUUUGACAGUGUUUUCUGACAAAAAAAAGUUUUCUAUGUUUUUUUUCCAUAUGGUUCUAUGUUUUAACAGCCUGAAAACCAGAUCAGUACCAAACACUAAAAAUUAGCAGUGAUUUUUUUUCAAUAUGGUUUUAAUGUUCAAGACUGUCAUGGAGGAUAUGGGAUGUAAGGAAUCUAUAGGUUACCAAAUGAUUAUUAAAAGAAGUUCAACAACUUUGCUUUUGGAUAAAAACAAAAACUCAAAAUUAGUAGAGGAACACAUUAGGUGCAUCUCUGCAUGCUGUGAUUUAAUAUGCAAGAUGAUUUCUGAGAACCUUUAUGUAUGCUCUUCUCGUAUGGUUCUAUGUAUGUGCCAUUGUGGUGGUCAUUUCUUACUUUGAACUGUAAAUUAGUAAAGAAUCAUCCCAGUAUCAUUAGUGAAAGAUUUAAAAAUUGUUUAAAUGUUCGAAAUUGUUUCUUAGAAGAUUUCGUAUAGUUCUAAGUGAUGACAAUACCUGGCAUGACGCAUGGGGCUAGUUGAGCUAGAAAGUACACUUCUGUUGUGUUACACAUGUUUUUUAAUGAGCCCAAUGCAAAGCACUUUUAUAAUACACUUAGCUAGAGAGCUCAAUCCAGUGAUAUACUUUGUUUUACUGGCCCUUCAUGAACACUGCUAACAAACAUGCAAUACCACAAGGUCCUAAAAAAGGCAUGUCAAUUAAUUAUAUUAUAUGUAAAUAAUAUGCAUAUGUAUAUAAAACUUAUACAAAGUUAUGGUAAAAAUAGUCAGUACAUAGCAAGUAUUUAUUGCUACAUGCAAAAAUAAAUAUAAAUAAAUAAAUAAAUAUAUGUUGAGUGCCCGUCUCUUGAAAUAUUAAAGAACAAACUUCAACCUUAUCAUAGAAAACAGGUGAACAAACACUACAACUAAAAAAUGUUUUCAGUGUAUUUACCAUCCCAACAGAAUAUUCAAUAUAUUUAUAUAUUAGUACAUGUAUUUAUAUCAGUGUGAAAUUGUGCUAAAAAGUUGUAUCUUGUUUAUGAAUUUAUAUUCUGAAAAUAUUAUACACUGCUGUAUAGCUGUAUCAUGUAUGCAAGUUUUUGGCACCUACAGGUUGCACUUUGUAAAUACAGCUGUUCAUAGAUAUUUUGUUUUGUUUACCUACUGGUUCCCAGAAAUGAUCUCCAUGUUUCAUAUCAUAGAGACACAACUUGGGAAUUUUACCAGUAUGAAUACUGUUGGAUAGCGGACAAAUUGAAUUAUCAGGAAGAUGAUUACCAGUAUGAAUACUGUUGGAUAGCGGACAAAUGAUUUAUCAGGAAGACUCAAAAUAAAGGAGGGCUAGUAUAGAAUUUCAGUAUAAGUUUAAAUCUAAGAAAAUCAAGGCAUUUAAAUGUUGAAAAUAUGUCGCACAACCCUGUUUUAACCUUGCAAAAGUAGUAGUGCAUGUGAACUCUCCAUUCCAGAAUAUGAUUUUUUACGAAGCUUCAUAGUAAAAAUGGCACAGUUUUAGCCGUAAAAGGAGUUCCUAUGGGAAAUUGCAUUGUAUAUAUUUACAGAAGUGCAACCUAUAUUGGGUGAAAAAAGAGAACAUGUAGAAUUUUACCAAAUCAUGUUUAUCUUCAGAUAUUUAAUGAAAUUAAUCCAAAUAUAAAGUUUAAUCCAUAUUUCAUUAAGAUUGAGUAAAAUCUGGGCCCUGCAUAAAUCAUCAGUAAAAAUUAUGCACAGUUUACUUAAAGCCCCGUAUGAAAAAUAAUUUCAUGAAAUAUGCAUAUUUAUACUUUAGAUUGUUAAGAAGUGCUUAUAUUUACUCUUCGCAGUCAUUGAAAUGAAUUGAUGUUUGAAGAAAAUUGUUGUAGGGUGUUUUGUCCUGUCGAAAACUCAUAAGUAAGCAGUAACGCCUGAGUGUGCUUUCUUGUGAGCGUAGCAUCAAUUAAUUCAAGCUAGAUAUAUGAAAAUGUCUCUCUAAACCUUUACAUAAUGUCUUCUCUCCUAAAAAUAUAAGUAACUUUCCAUUUGCACAGAAAUAGCAGAUUUCUUAAACAAAUUUGAGGUCCCAGGGGCAAAAAGUAGAGAAAAAUCCUUAACCCAAGGGUCAUAAAACAGAUAAUUUAACCUUUAUAGGGAGUGAUUUUAUUAUUAUAAAUUUCUUUUGCAUAGAAAUCAAUAAACUUGCUUUGAAGUUAUGCACAGAUUUAACAGUCAGUUCUAUAAAACUUUAUAUGAAUUUAUAUAUCAAACUGGUAACUUCAUAAAUACAGCUGUUGCAAAAAUGGCUUUGUUUAAACCCUUCUAGCUCAUUUAUUAGCCAAAUUAUGUUAAAUAUAUUAUGAUUAGAGUUGAUAACAUUGUGACAAGAUUUUUUAACUAACCGAUUUAGGCAGAAAUUGUUUACUUUUAAAGAUAAAUGGGCAUACAUUAAGAUCUGGACUGGAGACAGUGGCAGGAUUGGAUACUUUAUAUAAUCUUGAGUGCUAGAAUGAAUAAUUAUUAAAAUUUACAUUUAUAGUAUUCUGAAAUGGUUUCAAUUGGUUAUCUGAGUAGUAUUAUACAGAUUCUAGGCAUUUCAUAUCACAAAACAUGCACGUAGGGCAGGCUGACAAUAAUUAGCCUUGUUUUCAAAUUAUUUAAAAAUUGAAACUGAGGUGGGCGUUUUAAAUGUACUAUAAAACAAAAUUAGAGUAUAUGCAGUGAUUUCAUUUAGGCUAUGAUUCUGAUAAAUAAAUAUUGUUGUGAUUAAGAGUGUUUUUACAAAUUUUUCUAUUUUAAUAAAUGUUACCGUAGGUUGCACUUUGUAAAUACAGCUGAUUCACAAACCACGCCUCUUUUUGGGAGAUGUUUAAUAUUCAUUGAUAUUUUGUUUUGUUUACCUACUGGAUCCCAGAUAUGAUCUCCAUGGUUAAUAUCAUAGAGACACAACUUGGGAAUUUUAUCAGUAUGGAUACUGUUGGAUAGCGGACAAAUUGGAUUAUCAGGAAGCCUCAAAGUUAAGGGAGGGGUAGUACAAAAUUUUAGUAUAAGUUUUAACUCUUAGAAGCUUAAGGCAUAUACAUGUUGAACAUUUGCAGCAUAACCCUAUGUUUUGACCUUGCAAAAAAUAGAAGUGCAUAUAAACUUUCCAUUUCAGGAUAUGAUUUUUUACAAAACUUCAUAGUAAAUGUGGCGCAGUUUUAGCCGUAAAAGGAGUCAUAUGGGAAAUUGCAUUGUCUAUAUUUACAGAAGUGCAACCGACAUCAAUAUUUAUAGGAGCAAAAUAUUUUCCCGUGGAUAAAUAUAUAUACAUGUAUAAACGAGGCUGGUGUUGACAAGUGGACUACAUCUAGGCAUAGGUAUCAUACAUGUCCAGUUCAAAAUGUUGUGUUUACAUUGCGAUAUUAACAAUGUUUACAGUAGUUGUCGUCUGUUUAUGUAGUUCAUACGUGUUUCUCGUUUCUCGUUUUUAUAUAGAUUAGACCGUUGGUUUUUCCGUUUGAAUGGCUUUACACUAGUAAUUUUUUGGGGCCCUUUAUAGCUUGCUGUUCGGUGUGAGCCAAUGCUCCGUGUUGAAGGCCGUACCUUGACCUUUAAUGGUUUACUUUUAUAAAUUGUAACUUGGAUGGAGAGUUGUCUCAUUGGCACUCAUACAUGUACCACAUCUUCCUAUAUCUAUUUACACGAUAUCGUGUCAACAUCGUUUACAUUGUAACAACUCUUAUAUACUGUUUACAUUGUUGACAUCCUUAACAUCGCGACAUUUACAAUAUAUUAUCAAAAUCGUGUUUACAUCGUUUACAUUGCAGUGUUCACGAUAUCGUGUCAACACCAUUUAUAUUGUAUGAACUCUUAAAUGGUGUUGACAUCGUUUACAUCGUUAACUUCGUGAUAUUUACAAUGUAUUAACGAUAUCGUGUUUACAUCGUUUACAUUUAUGACUAAUUAUAGGAGGUAUUGCCAAUUAAAGGCGACUUUCCUCGUUAAUUUUUUCAAUUAUUGCUUAUCAAACAAUUUUAUAAAAUUUUUAAAAGUGUAAACAAAAAUUUAUUAUUUUUGGCAGUAAACUUUUUCAUGAAUAUAUUUUAAUUAAACGAAUUUCAUUUUUUUUUUUUUUAGUUUCUUAUGUACAAUUUUUUUUACAGAUAAAUAGCAAAUGAACACAAUCAAAUUCAUAAGUAUUACAAAAUAAACGAAAUAAUUAUUCAUUCAAACCAUUCAAUUCAUGAUUAUUGAAGGUAUUGUCAUUAACAUAAGCUUAGCUAGGGGACUAACACUUGGAUUGUUUUCUAUUUCUUACAAGACGAUGGGAACGAUGUUAACACAAAGUGUGUGUAUUGACUCGGUGAACAAUAUAAACACGAUGUUGACACGAUAUUGUCAUCAUCGCAAUGUUGACAAUGUGAACAAUAUAAAAACAAAGGAAAAGACCCGGUAUACAAUAUAAACAUGAAGUUGACACGAUAUUGUCAACAUCGCGAUGUCUACGACGUAAACGAUGUAAACAGAAAGGUAAAGACUCGAUAUACAUUAAUAAUUCUUAUAUGAUUUGCAUAUUAGGGAAUACGUUGAUAUGAUUGGUCGAGAGGACUUCCGGUAGUUGUUCUUGACGUUGAUAAACAAGAUGGCGGCGAUAAACUUUUACUAGUACAAAAUUAAAGGAAACUGAAAUUUUUAAAUUAAAACUCAUUUCUGUUGGAGAGGUGUGUUCACAACUAAAACACCUUUAUAUCAAUAAAUCCGCAGGUUAAGAUGGAAUUGGUCCAAAACUUUUAAAGCUAAGUGCAGAGAUAAUAUCGCCAUCACUAACUUUUCUAAUAAACAAAAGUAUAACGUCGAAUCGUUUUCCGCAAAAAUUUAAACUUGCAAGAGUAACUGCCAUACAUAAAGGAGGACCAACAGAUAUUCCCUCCAAUUAUCGUCCAAUUUCUAUUUUAAAUACCAUAUCUAAAGUUUUUGAGAGACAUGUAUGUAAACAGUUAAAUGCAUUCUUAAAUAAUAAAAAAUUGUUACAUAUCGCUCAGUCAGGUUUCAGGCAAGGUCAUUCAUGUCAAACAGCGCUGACUAAACUAAUUGAUGAAUGGUUAAAAUAUUUAGACAAUGGAGAAAUAGUUGGUACUGUGUUUUUAGAUUUCAGUAAGGCUUUUGACCUUAUUAACCAUGCCAUAUUUUUAGAAAAGUUAAAAUUUUAUCAUAUCGGAGAACAUUCGAUAGAUUGGAUAAAAUCAUAUUUGUCUGAGAGACAACAAGAAGUUCAAUACGCUAACAUUAAAUCUGAUAAAUCGUUUGUAAAAUAUGGAGUGCCUCAAGGUUCUAUUUUAGGUCCUCUGUUAUUUUUAAUUUAUAUAAAUGAUUUACCACUUCAUGUUAAACAAUCCGAUAUGGAUUUAUAUGCUGAUGAUUCAACAUUGCAUUUUCAUAAUAAAAACAUUGAAAAAAUAAACAGCAUAUUGCAAAAUGAUUUAAAUGCUAUACAAUCUUGAUGUAACAAUAACAGUAUGAAAAUUAAUGCACAAAAAACAAAGUGUAUGAAAUUGGGUUCAAAACAAAAACUUACAUAACUAUCAGAAUUAUGUAUUACCGUCAAUGAAACAUGUAUUGAAAAUGUCCAUUCUUUCAAAUUACUUGGAAUUGACAUUGAUGAAAAUUUAAGCUGGGAGGAUCAUGUUGAUCGUAUAUGCAAGAUUAUCUCAUCUAAAAUAUCACUUUUGUUUAAAAUUAAAGUAUAUUUGCCUAUACACACAAGACAACUAUUUUAUAAUGCAUAUAUUCUACCAUAUAUAGACUAUUGUAGUUCAGUUUGGGGAAUUUUAUUACAAAAAGAUUCAGAUAGAAUCAUAAAACUUCAAAAAAGAGUAGCAAGAAUUGUACUUGAAUGCGAUAUUUCUGUUCCAUCAAAUUUCAUGUUUUCAUCUUUAAAAUGGAUAUCUUUUACAAAACGAAUAAAAUACCAACAAUCAAUUCUAAUGUAUAAAAUUGUAAAUGGACUAACACCUGAUUACUUAACAAUGCUAAAUAUUAAUGAUGUGCAACACCACAACUUACGAUCUGUCUCUAAUAAUGAUCUAUUUGUUCCAAGACCAAACACAAAUUUUUAUAAAAAAUCUUUUCAUUAUUCUGCAACAAAGGUAUGGAAUAAUUUACCACUCAAAAUAAAAAAUUGUCGAAAUGUGGAAUUAUUUAAGAAACAUCAUUUUCUUGAAAAUUCUAUGCAAGUCGAAUAAUUUGUUUUCUUUCUUUUAUUGUAAGAAUAAGAAAAUUUAAUCAAAACUUUACCAAAUAUUGCCAUUUAUUGCCAUUUGUAUGUUUGAAUGAUUGAAUUGUGUAUAUACUAGUAAUAUAUAUUGUAUUUUAAUGUAUGAAUCGAAUGUAUGAAUGUUAACUGUAUACAUGUAUUUUGUUUGAGGGCCUCAAUGAAAAUUAGACUACUUCUAAUUGAGUUACCCUCUUUAAAUAAAGAAUUUAUUAUUUA
Molecule: messenger RNA, 11861 nt
Organism: Mytilus californianus (California mussel)
Lineage: Eukaryota; Metazoa; Mollusca; Bivalvia; Mytilida; Mytilidae
Product: rabphilin-3A-like
Exons: 19
Coding region: 314-2218 (634 amino acids)
Biological process (GO): intracellular protein transport
Cellular component (GO): membrane
Molecular function (GO): small GTPase binding
Source: RefSeq, a predicted model, not a curated record